This is a messenger RNA of Aspergillus wentii DTO 134E9, 1873 nucleotides long. RefSeq names its product NAD(P)/FAD-dependent oxidoreductase. Gene Ontology annotation, cellular component: cytoplasm. The record is from RefSeq and is a predicted model, not a curated record. NCBI's taxonomy places the organism in Eukaryota, Fungi, Ascomycota, Eurotiomycetes, Eurotiales, Aspergillaceae. The transcript is spliced from 2 exons. Gene Ontology annotation, molecular function: oxidoreductase activity. Bases 54 to 1718 code for a protein of 554 amino acids.
GUUAUCAUCAAUGCCGUUUUCUGAGCAUCAAUUACCAAAAAAUUGAUCUGGAAAUGGGCGUCAUCGCAUCCACCCUUCGCGAUGGGUAUUUCGGCAUCCAAGCUCUAAUAGCCGAUCUGUCUACCUCAAACACAGAUUUCAAUGCUCUUCUCGAGCGCAUUUCCAAACCUUCACUCCCAUGCUCUAAUCCAACAGUCUCGUUCUGGCAGCAGAAUCCAAUAUUUCCAGAAUUGGUAAAUAUUCAAUCGGACACCUUUCCCGAAAACGCGGAUAUCGUUAUUAUCGGGUCGGGUGUUUCCGGUGCCAGUAUUGCAUAUACGGUUCUCACGGAGCUGCAGGCCAAGGGGAGCGGGAUGAUACCUAAGGGCUUCAAGUUGGUUAUUUUUGAAGCAAGAGAGCUGUGCAGUGGUGCUACUGGGCGAAAUGGGGGUCACAUUAAGCAUUCCCCUUACUACACCUACGCCGGAUAUAAGAAACGAUUUGGUAGAGAGAGGGCGAAAAAGUUACUGCAGUUUGAGCGAUUGGCAUUUCCUACGCAACUUGGUCUAGCGAAGGGAAAUGGAUUUGAAGAUGCAGAGGCACGCGAAGUUGAGACUCUGGAUAUUUUCGCCGAUGAAGACAUGUGGAAGAAAGCGAAGGAGAUGGUUAAACAAUUAUCAUCUGAUAACCCUGAAGCAGCUGAGGAUAUCCAAAUUUAUGAAGCGGAAGACGGGUGUCAAAAAUUUGGAAUCAACCCUGAUCAAUGCUAUGGAAUCUUGGCUUUCCGCGCUGGUGCAAUUUGGCCAUAUCGCCUCGUCACUUCUAUCUAUUCAUUGCUGUUGAAUGAAUUCCCGUCGGUUCUUCAAAUCGAAACUCGCACACCAGCGACAUCAGUUGAAACAAAUACAGAUUCAGAAAGACCCUUCUCAGUUGUCACACCACGAGGUAAAAUAACCGCUUCGCAUGUCAUUCACGCAACGAAUGCAUUUGCUACCAACCUAAUCCCGGGAAUGAAUGGGAAGCUCCUUCCUGUGCGAGGCCACAUGACAGCCCAGAAGCCAGGCACUUCUUUCCCCGACCUGAAUGGUUCGAGAUCGUGGGGUAUUGUUCAUAAGCGAGGAUUCGACUAUGUUACACAAAGACCUGGAUCUGUGAAGGAAUUAGGAGAUAGCCGCCUGGGUGGAGAGCUUAUGGUUGGCGGCGGAGUCAUCCAAUCGCCCAGCCAAGGAAUCGACGAAUUCGGAAUCUGGAACGAUGACAAGAUGAGUCUUCCUAUUACUGCCUACCUGACUGGCCUUAUACCAGCAGUCUUCAAUAGAUCGACCUGGGCCCCCAGAAAGUUGGAGGUAAAACAGGUAUGGUCUGGAACGAUGGGUUAUACCGCUGAUGAAUUACCGUUUGUGGGAAAGCUGGAUCCGGGGUUAACAAAACGCAAGGUUCGAAGGCCAGGGAGAAAGUCUAACCAGAAGCAUAUCAUUGAGGGCGACGAUGCUCAGCGUAUCCGUCUAUCCGACCCCGCAGAGUGGAUUUCGGCUGGGUUUAAUGGAGAGGGGAUGAUCUACGCUUGGCUUUCGAGCGUAGCUGUUGGCUUGAUGGUUUUGGGUGUCAAUGAAGAACACCGUCAAGGUCGGCCUGGGAUUCCUGAAGGGAAGGUUUCAGGUUGGUUGCCUGAAGAGUUGAUCUGCACGAAGAAACGGGUGGAUAGGUCUAGUAUUGUUCAGCUGGCUUUGCUGAUGUGAAAUUUCAAUGGGUGUGUCACUAUCUGAGUAGCUGUCUGAUAGUGAAGUGUAUGCCUGUACCUUCCAUCUUGUCUGUUUUCACUUCUUGUGACCAUGUACAGGCUAAGUGCCUAACUAUACUAUAGAAACAUUGAUCUAUAACUAUCAUUGAGACC